AUGAGCGAUGACAAAGCCAAAAAGGUGAAGAUUGAAGGCACGGAAAAGCUGGACAAGGAGGGUCUGAAAGAAGAAAGCGUCGAUGAGGAGGAUCUUGAUGCAAUCUUUGGGGACGAGGACGACUCUGUUCGGUUAUCCAAGACCAAAUUGGAAGGUUCCAAAAGUCAGCUCGAUGUGGUUGUGGGCGAUGGCGAUGAUGACGAGGAACUGGAAGAUGAUGACUCUUAA
Molecule: messenger RNA, 228 nt
Organism: Cylindrotheca closterium
Lineage: Eukaryota; Bacillariophyta; Bacillariophyceae; Bacillariales; Bacillariaceae
Source: the annotation of a GenBank genome assembly